AUCAAAUAAACGACCUAUGUGUAUUGAAAAUGAGGCUUCUGUCCCUGAGUCCCGCGGAUUCUAUUGAUAACUAUUAUUGUAUACUGUUUGUAGAUAAAUUAUUAUAAAUCGGUUGAGGACAAAAAAAAACAAACAAACGUUCAUUUUUGUAUAUUAGAUUAUUUUUGUUUAUUUUUUUAUACGAUCUAUGGAUUUAAUUUGAGGAAAUUGAAAAAUGUGUAGCUUAUUUAGCUCCUUUUGUACCCACAUAGUUAAUAUUUUAAAAUUGACAAUUUCCGAGUCAACUUAAUUAUAGUCUUCCGGUUUAUGAAUACUUCUAGCAUUAUUUAGAGGUCACAGAUCAAGCAUGUCAAUCACUAUAAAUGUAUUAAUAAAUUUAUUUAUGGUUGACGGUUGUUAUUCAUAUUGUCACUGCAGUUGAUAACUUAUAAAAUGCUGUAUCAUUGAUAUUACAAUUAAGCAUGAAAAACAAAAUUAUAGUAAAAAUGUUCAUACUAGUUGGAUUUUUUUCAAUGUCUCAAUCCAAAAACCGUUUUAUGCCAAACUUGCCUGUGGGAGAAUAUCGUGUGGUGUUUGAAAAAAUGUAUAAUUGUGCACCAACAAAAAAUAAUUCAAUUCAACUUCAUAUUUAUUUUAGUAAAAAGACAUCAAGUAUAACUGAAAUGAAAGGGAAUUUGACAACUUUGAUAGACUUUGACGAUACACUUAUACUUGAUGCAAACGUUGCUUCCUGGGGUUCAACUGGUGGAUGGAAACCAAAUUCUGUUGUUUAUGUAUCAAAAAAGGCAUGUAGUAUUUUUAAAAAUGUUGGAGGAAAUGCAUGGUUUUCAUUUAUUAAAGGUUUUAACAUUCCAGCCGAUAGCUGUCCUCUACCAGCGGGCACAUAUAGUACAGCAGGGAUUGAUUUAAAGAAAUUUGAAGAUCAUAACUUUCCCAAAGUAUAUUUUUAUGGAAAAUACAAAAUUGAAUAUAAAAUUAAAAAUGCAGAAAAUAAAGUACUUUGCUGCCUGGUUGUGGAGUAUAGUCUUGUACGACCAUGGGAAGUAUCGAUUUGAUUAAAUUAUAAAAAAGGAGUAUAGGUACAGAGUGUAAGAGAAAUACAUGACAAAAAAUAAAUAACUUGUUCUAAUCAAUAUUUAAACAUUUUGUUUUAUAUAUGUAUACAUAUAUAA
Acyrthosiphon pisum (pea aphid) is the source of this 1172-nucleotide messenger RNA. RefSeq lists its product as uncharacterized. The transcript has 4 exons. The coding region runs from base 462 to 1055 and encodes 197 amino acids. The record is from RefSeq and is a predicted model, not a curated record. NCBI's taxonomy places the organism in Eukaryota, Metazoa, Arthropoda, Insecta, Hemiptera, Aphididae.